Daphnia pulex (common water flea) is the source of this 1837-nucleotide messenger RNA. RefSeq names its product acid phosphatase type 7-like. The coding region runs from base 259 to 1587 and encodes 442 amino acids. NCBI's taxonomy places the organism in Eukaryota, Metazoa, Arthropoda, Branchiopoda, Diplostraca, Daphniidae. The transcript is spliced from 5 exons. Gene Ontology annotation, molecular function: metal ion binding; acid phosphatase activity. The record is from RefSeq and is a predicted model, not a curated record.
UGUACAUGUUUAGUAAACAAAAGACAGGUGCCUGUCACGAAACCUCUGUGUUAAAUGUUUAAAAAAUAGUGUUCAAUGCUGCUCAUUCCUUUAUGGGUUAUUUUUUGACUUUGCGAACUAAAAGUUUCAGAGGUGACUAAGAGCAAGAAUUUGCGCAGUAUUUAACAAUUUCGUUCGUGUUGUUUGAAGUUCUUUCGACUUACUGCUGUAAAAAGUACUAUAGCCUACACCUGAAUCACCUGAAUCACUCAGUUUUGCAUGAUGAACAUAAAAGAAAUGCAUUUUUUAAUUAAAAUAUCCAUUCUGUCCAAUGUUUUGUUAACCACUGCUUUACAGAUUGAUACCACCCACAUUUAUUAUGAUGUCCAACCACAACAAAUUCAUUUAUCUUUCUCAGAUGAACCUGUUGAUCUCAUUGUUACAUGGAACACCAUCAACAGUACAAAUGAAACAAGUGUUGUGGAAUAUGGAAUUGUUGAGAAUCGUUUAACAGAAACAGCCACAGGGAGUGCAACUGAGUUUAUCAAUGGAGGGCUGGCAAAGCGGAAACAAUUUGUACACAGAGUGAAGCUCUCAGGGUUGUCGCCUAAACAAAAAUACUUUUAUCGAUGUGGGAGUCGUCUGGGGUGGUCCAAUUUGUUCAGUUUCGUUACGGUGGAAAAUUCAACCGACUGGUCCCCAAGACUUGCUGUGUACGGCGAUAUGGGCUCGGAAAAUCCUCAGUCACUUUCGCGCCUGCAAAAAGAGUCGCAAGAAGGGCGCUACGAUGCUAUAUUCCACGUUGGCGAUUUCGGAUACGAUUUGUAUGAAGAAGACGGACAACUCGGCGACCGAUUUAUGCGUCAAAUCGAACCGAUUGCCGCGUACGUUCCUUACAUGACCUCGGUCGGAAAUCACGAAGAGAAGUACAACUUCAGCCAUUACAAAGCGCGAUUCUCUAUGCCGGGAAGCGAAAAUGGAUUAAUGUACAGUUUUAACCUUGGACCAGCGCAUAUUAUUUCCAUCUCGACCGAAUUUUACUAUUUCAUCAACUACGGUUUUAAGCAGAUCGUUUUACAGUACGAUUGGCUGAUUCGCGAUCUAGAAGAGGCCAACGCUCCUGAAAAUCUUAGCGUCCGACCGUGGAUAAUAGUAAUGGGCCAUCGUCCAAUGUAUUGCUCAAAUACAGAUCAAGACGACUGUACAAAGAAAGAUACUCUUACUCGGGUCGGGCUCCCUUUGUUUCACUGGUUCGCUUUGGAGCCGCUCCUCUACAAGUAUGGAGUUGACCUGGCCUUGUGGGCUCACGAGCACUCGUACGAACGACUUUGGCCCAUAUUCAACCGUACGGUAAUGAAUGGAAGCUUGGAGCAUCCCUAUACUAACCCUAAAGCUCCAGUUCACGUGACAACUGGAUCAGCGGGUUGUCGAGAAGAACGGGAUGACUUUAUUCCAGAAUUACCCUAUUGGUCGGCCUUUCGCAGCAACGACUACGGUUAUUCCCGAUUAUUUCUCGCAAACAAAACUCAUUUACAUUUGGAACAAGUGUCCGAUGAUCAAAACGGUCUGGUGAUUGACGAUUUUUGGUUAAUCAAAGAUCUCGUAUAGUUUAACUCCUCAUUAGCAUAAACGAAGACAUCGUUCUGUUUUAAAAUACCUUUAUUAUUCAUUUCGUUUGUUGCACCAAGAAUUCAUCGAGAGCAACUAAUUUGUUAUUUUUUCUGCAUGUCCGUAUCCAAUCACUUUUGACAAUUUUCAUGUCUUGGUUUUUCGACAGCGCCUUAAAAAUAAUGAAUAAUCCAAGACCCGACUUUAGUAAUCUUUUAUGAACAGAAUAAAUAAACUGCAUUUACCUUGG